Molecule: messenger RNA, 879 nt
Organism: Fonsecaea erecta
Lineage: Eukaryota; Fungi; Ascomycota; Eurotiomycetes; Chaetothyriales; Herpotrichiellaceae
Exons: 2
Coding region: 1-879 (292 amino acids)
Biological process (GO): SNARE complex disassembly; intracellular protein transport
Cellular component (GO): SNARE complex; vacuolar membrane
Molecular function (GO): soluble NSF attachment protein activity; syntaxin binding
Source: RefSeq, a predicted model, not a curated record
AUGGCUCAAGAUCCCCGAGCAUUACUGCAGAAGGCCGACAAGGCCGCUCAAGGCGCCUCCGGUGGAUUCAGUCUGUUCGGCGGACGGGCAGAAAAAUGGGAGAACGCGGCGGACCUCUACACACAAGCCGCCAAUGCGUUUCGAGUACAGAAGCAGAACCUCGAAGCCGGGAAGGCCUUUGAGCAGGCCGCCUCGAUCCAACAGUCAAAACUCAACGAACCCGACGACAUGGCCAAUACCCUGACCGAAGCCUUCAAAGUCUACCGCAAAGAAUCUCCCCAAGAUGCCGCCCGCGUGCUCAGCACUGCCAUCCAGCACUACACGGCCAAGGGCAACUUCCGGCGUGCGGCCACGCACCAGCAGAACCUCGCCGAGGUGUACGAGAUGGAGAUCGGCGACCAGAAGAAGGCACUAGAGGCGUACGACACCGCGGCGCAGUGGUACGAAAGCGACAACGCCGAGGCGCUGGCCAACAAGCUGUACCUCAAGGUCGCGGACCUGGCGGCCCUGGAGGGCGACUACCAGAACGCCAUCACCAAGCUCGAGGCCGUGGCCAAGUCCAGCCUCAACAACAACCUCAUGCGCUGGAGUGUCAAAGACUAUUUCCUCAAGGCCGGCAUCUGCCACCUCGCCGCAGGUGACCAGGUCGCCACCAAGAGAGCGCUCGACCAGUACCGCGAGCUAGACGGCAGCUUCGCGAGCACACGGGAGAACAUGCUCCUGACGGACCUGGUGGCCUGCGUCGAGGAAGGGGAUCAGGAAGCCUUUUCGGACAAGUUGUUCCAGUUCGACUCGCUGAGCAAGCUGGACAAGUGGAAGACGACGCUGCUGUUGAGGGUGAAGAAUGCGAUCGAGAAGGAAGAGGAGGAUUUCUCAUAG